Eleginops maclovinus (Patagonian blennie) is the source of this 9052-nucleotide messenger RNA. Its product is annotated as A disintegrin and metalloproteinase with thrombospondin motifs 7. NCBI's taxonomy places the organism in Eukaryota, Metazoa, Chordata, Actinopteri, Perciformes, Eleginopidae. Gene Ontology annotation, molecular function: metalloendopeptidase activity. The record is from RefSeq and is a predicted model, not a curated record. Gene Ontology annotation, biological process: extracellular matrix organization; proteolysis. Gene Ontology annotation, cellular component: extracellular matrix. The transcript is spliced from 24 exons. Bases 223 to 5763 code for a protein of 1846 amino acids.
ACCGACACACAGAAAAGUCGAGAAAGAGUGAGAAUGCAACAGGAACAGCCCGUGUUCAGGCCUUAAGUGGAGAAGUUUGUUGGGACUGUGACAGUUUAAUUGCAUGCUCGCAACAAAGCGAAAAGUGCAACCAGCCCACAUGGAAAACAUUUGAAUUGACAAUCGACGCGGUGUCAGAAAGACGUUAAAUGUUACCAAAAUACAAACUGCCGUCUUGACAAAAUGAACCGUUUGGACUGCGGGUUUCACGCUUUUGGACAAGGAGGCUCUGCCAUUAACCUCUUUAUCGCUCUUCUGGCGGCUCUGGAAAUCUGCAACACAUUGGAAUUACCAGAUAAAACAGAGAGAUUGCUGAAGGAUCUGCCGCAGUAUGAAGUGGUUCACCCCACUAGAGUGGAUGCCAGAGGUCACUUCCUGUCCAACUUCCUGUCUCACCAUGCUAGCCGUGUACAGCGCCGGGAUGCCUCAGAGGGACCAGCAGACAUAGAUCAAGUCUUCUACCAGUUGUGGCAUGGAGGCCACAGUUUGCACUUUAACCUCACACUCAACCCACACCUGCUGGCCCCGGGGUUCCUGACUGAAAGGAGGUAUGGUGGCCUGGACGGGGCCAAGAUUCAACCACCUGGAUUCUCCCAGUGCCAUUUCUUAGGUGACGUGUGGGAUGAGGCUGUUGGUAGAGGAAGCGCAGCCAUAAGUACCUGUGAUGGACUGACAGGACUGUUCAGGUUGUCUGAUGAAGAGUUUUUUAUUCAGCCUCUGGAGAUGUCAAGCGAUGAUUUGUCAGCACCUCAGGCCCAUGCCAUCUACAAACGCCAUGCGUCCCCCCCCUCCUGGAGUCCAGUGGUACAGCCCAUCUCAGGGAAACAAGCUUUCAACGGUACCUGUGGAAACAAAGCGUCACAUCCAAGUUUUGAAGACUUUGAAAGGCAGCGAGAGCGGUGGGAGAGCGGCCACCAGAGGAGGAGGAGGAGAAUUCGUCAGCGCUCAGUCAGCAAACAGAAGUGGGUGGAAGCGCUGGUGGUGGCCGACCCUAAAAUGGUGGAGCAUCAUGGGAGUAAAUCUGUGGAAAGCUACGUCCUGGCUGUCAUGAACAUUGUGGCGGGUCUGUACAGAGAUCCCAAUAUUGGAAACGCAAUCAACAUUGUGGUUGUUCGACUCAUCUUACUGGAGCAGGAUGAGGAUGACUUAAAGAUUACACACCAUGCUGACAACAGCUUGAACAGCUUCUGUAAGUGGCAGAAGAAACUAAACAUGAAAGGAGAGGAACACCCGCUCCACCACGAUGUAGCAGUUCUGCUCACAAGGAAGGACAUCUGUGCAUCCAUCAACAUGCCCUGUGAGACACUGGGUCUGUCCCAUGUGGCGGGGAUGUGUCAGUCGCAUCGCAGCUGCAGCAUCAGUGAGGACACCGGCCUCCCUCUGGCCUUCACCGUCGCUCAUGAGCUUGGACACAACUUUGGGAUUCAGCAUGAUGGCAACGGUAAUGACUGUGAACCCAUUGGGAAACGACCUUUCGUCAUGUCUCCACAGCUCCUGUACGGCACUUCCCUCCCCAGGUGGUCCCGCUGCAGUCGCCAGUAUAUCACCCGCUUCCUAGAUCGUGGCUGGGGCUGGUGCCUCGAUGAUUCCCCAGUGAAGGAUCAGCUCUCUCUGAACUCAGUGCUUCCCGGGGUCCUGUACAGCGCUGCCCAUCAGUGCCGACUGCAGUAUGGAUCUGGAUCCCUGCUCUGCGAUGACAUGGACGAUGUAUGCAGCACUCUGUGGUGCACUGUGGGAACGACCUGCCACUCAAAGCUGGACGGCGCUGUCGAUGGGACCAGUUGUGGCGAGGACAAGUGGUGUUUCAGUGGAGAGUGUGUGACAGUUGGACAUGAGCCUGAGAGGGUUGAUGGUGGCUGGGCAUUGUGGAGCAAGUGGUCGGCCUGUUCGAGGACAUGUGGGGCUGGUGUCCAGAACGCAAAGAGAGACUGUGAUAACCCAAUUCCUAAGUAUAGAGGGAACUAUUGUCUGGGAGAAAGACAGAGGUACAGGAUCUGCAACACCACACCAUGUCCUCAUGACCUGCCCACCUUCAGAGACCUCCAGUGCAGUCACUACAACACAUUGCCAUACAAGGGCAGGUUCUACAAGUGGGAAGCAGUCAUCAACAGAGCCAGCCCUUGUGAACUGCACUGUCGUCCACUGAACGAGCACUUUUCUGACAAGAUGCAGGAUGCCGUUGCUGACGGGACUCCGUGUUACCAAGGAAACAAAAGCAGAGAUGUGUGCGUCAAUGGCAUCUGUAAGAAUUUAGGCUGUGACUAUGUUAUUGAAUCCAGAGCUGUAGAGGAUCGCUGUGGGGUGUGUCAUGGCAACGGCUCCACCUGUACCACUGUGAGGAGAACAUUUGAGGAAACUGAAGGACUUGGUUAUGUGGACAUUGGACUGAUCCCAGAGGGAGCUCGGGAUAUCAGCAUUGAGGAGAUGGCUGAAGCUGGGAACUUCUUGGCACUACGAAGCGACUCCCCCAACAAGUAUUUUCUGAAUGGCGGCUGGACGAUCCAGUGGAAUGGAGAGUACAAGGCAGCCGGCACUGUUUUCACUUACCAGAGGACGGGACAACUGGAGAACCUGACGUCUCCCGGGCCCACCAUGGAACCACUGUGGAUUCAGCUUCUCUUUCAGGAGACGAACCCUGGGGUGCGGUACGAGUACACAAUCAGUCGCAAUAUAUCUGAGGACAACAACAUCCCUGCAUCAGUUUUCUUCUGGAAAUAUGGGUCGUGGACUGAAUGCAGUGUUACCUGUGGAAUAGGUGUUCAGAGGCAGAUCAUUCACUGCGUGGAAAAGACAACAGGGAUAGUAGAGGAACACUUCUGUGAACCUUUAACCCGGCUUGACAAUAACCAAACCAGCUGUCACAAGGAUCCAUGUCCAGCUAUAUGGUGGAUCGGUGAGUGGCAGAAAUGCUCAGCCAGCUGUGGGAGCUCGGGCCUGACUAGAAGGACAGUCCUCUGCAUUCAGGCAGUAAGUGCUGAGGAGCAGAAAGCACUGCAGCCCAGUGAAUGUCAACACAUACCUGCACCUGAGUCACUCUCCUCCUGCAACACACACAUCCCCUGCCCUGCAGACUGGGCCUCCAGCAGCUGGUCGAAGUGUUCGCUGACCUGUGGAAGCGGAGUACACCGGCGUAAUGUAACCUGCUCUAGAAACACCGGAAUUGACUGUGACCCUCAGAAGAAGCCAUUAGCUGUCACUACUUGCUACAUCCAGGAUUGUGCACAGCUGGUGGAUAACUUUGGAGGUGUCGAGUUGUCCGGAAGUGGCUGGUCGAGCAAAGAAGUGCUUAAUGAAAUUAACUCUAUUCCUGAGGUCAAACCUCCUUCCAAAUACAGUACCACCAGAGCCCAGCCAAGAACUAACAACAAUAAUCUGAACAACAUUGUAGAGGGAGACUUCCACUACCACAAUAAUAUUGAAAAUAUCAAUCAUUCUCCAGAAAACAGUGUUCAAGUGGACGAUUUUUACUAUGACUACAAUUUCAUCAACUUCCAUGAAGACUUAUCGGAUGACUUUGAGGGCGAUGGAAAAGAUUCAGGGGACAGAGUUGCUCCUCCACAGGGGGCCAAGCCAACCAGCAGCAUAAAAGAAAAUGCAUACAUAGAAACUACAAAAGCUCCUUCAGCCAUUUCCACAGUCUCAAAGGCCACUGCCAUCAUUUUGAGAACUGAAGAACCACAGAACAUAAACCAGGACGAAACAAAGGACAACAAUGAUUCAUCAACAAAGGAGUCCGUGCAAACAAAUUCUGAACAUUUGGACGACUUCCUAUCUGAGGAUUAUCUACUGCCUGUAUCUACCACUCGCUCGCCUCCAUUGUCUACAACAGGGCAUUCAAAAACACUUAAAGAGACACAUGAUGAGGAUGUGAGGUGGCCUGAAAAAAUAAACUCAAUGCCUGAUCUGGUUUUCACUACCGAGGAGCCCACACAGGAUUCCAAGUGGGAACAAUAUGUGGAGGAGUCGGGAAAAAACGAUGACAUUUUCAAUGAGGAGGAAAAUCAAACUCAGGAGGUCACAGUGACUGCAAAGUAUGCUGACAACGCUCGCGGCCAUAAACCCACUAUCAAGACUGAUUUGAAAACAGUGGGGGCUCAGGAGACGGAGGAACAUGAUGAAUAUAAUUACAGCUACGAGGAAAAAAGUAUGUUAAGUCCAGACAUCUCUGCAGGAGAGGAAGACAGUCCAGAUUUUAUAUUCUCUCCUACACCAGAAACAAUAAAUCAGGUUAAGUUGAGUGAAACACAACUGGACGAAAGUCCUUCAGAAAUACCCCAAACCACCAGCCAAACAUUAAUAUUGCAAACUGCCUUCACAUUGGAGGAUUUGGACUUGGAUCAGACUCAUUUUAAUACAUUGUAUGCCACUAGUGAGGGUAAUUCAUUGGAUUCUCACAUUGACCUCAGUACAACCUCACUUCCUGCCUCGGAGACAUCCACCCCGCUUCCCAUUCCUUUUCUGCAAACGUCAGGUAACAGAGAGGCCUCUGAAGACUACACGUCGUUAACUGGAACAGAAAUCAUAUCUCCUACAAACCUGGAUGGAGCCACUCCGCCUUCUCCAGCUGAUUUCCUGCCAGCUACAGCCGAACAAAUACAGACAAAGCCCGCCUUCACAGAGAGAACUGGACAAGAUCCCAAAUCCCAAACUUCUACGUUUGAUGAAGCUGAUUUUGAUUACAAUGAAAUAAUCGUGCCCCAGAUGAUUGGUAGCAGCAGUGACACUGAUCCAGACUCUUCAUACCAGCUAACAACAACCCCAGCAACCCCUCCUCAACAUAACACAAUGCCAGAGCAGCACAUGGAAACACCUACACCUGCUGUGCCCAUUUUGCCAACACAUCCACCUAUUCUGUGGCCGCUUCCAGAGCCAACAUCUGCCCCAACUUCAGCCUCCACAGUGACAACCGCUGCCUACUGGGUCACCGGAAACUGGAGUGCUUGCUCCACCAGCUGUGGUCUGGGUGCCAUCUGGAGGACUUUGGCUUGCAGCACUGGCUCGGACUCUGACUGCGAUCCUGCCAAGAGGCCUGCGCCAGCCCAGCGGUGUUACCUGCGCCCCUGCUCCACAUGGAAAGUGGAGGAAUGGAGUGAGUGUUCCAAGAAUUGUGAAGGCGGCAUUAAAUCACGAGAGGUCCAGUGUUUUGACCUGCGGGAUCAAAGACCUCUCCGACCUUUCCACUGCCGGGCCAUGUCCUCCAGGCCACAAACUCAAAUGACCUGUAACCCUCAGCCAUGUCUCGACUGGUACACCUCGUCCUGGGGUCAGUGUUCUGAGGUUUGUGGCGGAGGCGAGCAACAGCGUAUGGUCACCUGUCCAGAAGAGGAUCAAUGUGAUGUGGAACUCCAGCCCAGCAACAUCCAAUCAUGUAACAGCCAGCCUUGCGCUCAGUGGCUUACUGGAUCAUGGGGACAGUGUUCGGCUUCUUGCGGUGGUGGAGUGCAGCGCCGACUCAUCAAAUGUGUGAACACAAAGGCAGAGACAGACGAAGAAGUGGAUCAAGCCCAAUGUGACCCUGAGCUGUGCCCGGCGAGCAUCCAGAAGUGUAACUUACAGGAGUGCGGGAGCGGCCCCUCUGGAUCAGUUUGCCUUCGUGAUCGACUGACACUUCGUUUCUGUCAGACUCUCCGCUGGCUCGGCCGAUGCCACCUGCCCAACAUACGAGUACAGUGCUGCAAAACCUGCAGCCAGCGUCACCGCUCCAGCAGCACAUCUCGCCGCUAAGCCGCAAUAAAGUAACCACUCAUCAACUGGAACACUGAGGAAAUUCAAAUCAUCAUCUUAAGUCAACAAUCUAAGCUCUUUCUGUACAUAUGUUUUUCUAAUCAUAUAGCUUUGUUAUGGAUUAGUUCCCAACUCUGCAUGUUUGUGCUGGUGACAUAAUUUUAUAGGGCUGAAAUGAAUGAAAGCAUAACCUCAUCCCUAGCAAAACAAUGAGAAUGUAGGUAUUUGUUUGCACUUUCUAUACUAUACAGUGUGACAAGAAGGACAUUUCAUGAAGACUUAGAGUUUGUUUUAUCAAUGUAGCUAAAUAGUAAUUACACAUGUAGAUAAACCGCUCUUUAACCUUUACGGUUGGUACAAUGCUUUCAUUUAUUGACAGCAGCUAAAACUGGAUGGAUUAAAAUAUACUGGUAUACAAUUUGCUGUGUGGUUUUUACUUUGAACGGGCAACAAAAAACCGGUGCUUCAUAAAUAAUUGAUUGUUAGCGAAGCCUGCGCCCCCUUAGUUACUGUUGUAACAGCUUUGCAAUGUCAGUGGUCCAGCAUUUAAAGUACUAUUUUUAACAUUGGGUCCUUGUUUUCAGCCAUAAAUGACAGAUGUUGCAACUUUUAUCUGUUAAACUGUUUAAAAAACCUCUCAGGCUGACUUGUUUAUGUUUCAAAAUCACAUGUUUUGAAACAUGAACUCAGUAAAGGAUGUUUUCAAUAGGCACUUGAUGGCUAUCUAGAGCCUUCAAGCAUAAGGCAAACAUUUAGCAUCCAAAUAACAACAUUGUUCUUGUAGCCUACUGCAGUGUAGAGCUAGGGAGCCCCAUUAUGUAUGAUAAGAAAAAGCAAUUCUUACAAAGAACUAAAUUCUCAUUUCACUGGCUUGUCGGAACCGUGUUUGAGUUCAUGUGCAGCCAGAGCUCCAGUCGAGCACUUAUUUAUUUGGUUAAUGACUCUAUUUAAUACAUCUUUUGCUUCUGUUUAUUCUGUAAACUGAAAAGAAGUGCUUUGUCCAUCACUACUGAAAAACCUGCAGUGUCUAGUUACAGUAAUUGGACAUGGUAAAUGGUGGUCUGUUUAAUGUCUACAUUAGAGUACAGUCAAUAGUAAAAAGCCUUUAAAAGUAGUAGCAUCAAUCACCUUGAACGUAAUCUCCCACUUUUGCUUCACCACAUUGUUCAUUGUGGAGUGGAGGUUCAGGAAGUACUUGGUGCUAGAGGCCACACAGGCUCCAAUAACGUUCGGGCUGGUAUAGGCAGGCCUUAUCUACUUGAAUUUUGGAUAACUUAAUGGCAAUGUUUUUUAAAUCCACUAGAUUAAAAUAUCCUGCAAGUUUAGCUUUUCAGAAAUCAACAAGGAAUCAAGCUUUAAAAUAUGUUGUACUUUUGCAACUGUGGUUUUUAGUUUAUAAACCGUAAGGUCGUACUUACACAAUUGUUGUUGGCAUUGACAUCUACAAUACAUAGGCUGUAAUUCAGAGUCUUUCCAGCAUGAAUUGAAAAGCAGUUCAAACAUGACGCAGUUCAGCAAAGGCACCUGCUAUGGUGUCAUCUCCUCCUGUAUUGCUUUAUGCUUUCAAAUGUGUAAAUUAUAUAUCAGUUGAAAAGACUUUUGUUGUAUUGUACAAACGAAAACAUUCUUUAAGGGCCAAAGGAGGGGGAGAUCACUAUAGGGCUUUUUUUGAAUAAAGCAGGUGGGGAAAAGGUGCCUAUACAUCAUACCAUGAAUAGGGUUGUUGAUUCAAGGCACAACAUGUAUUCGCUGGAAGAAUGUAUAGAGCAUUUGAUCGAAACCUUAGAAACAUACAAUACACUUUCCUUAAGAAACGUUACAUAGAAGCACCAUAGGAACAACAGAGUUAGAAAAAAUGUAGUUAUUAUUCACUUAUUGUGUAUUAAAAGUCAACAUAUAUUUUCUAUUCAUGUAAAUGGCUUUGUCUGCUGUGUUUUGAACUGAAUGUUUCUUUAUAUGUUUACAGCUUUAGGUGAUGGGAACAUGACAUUUAAGUUGUGUUCUGCUGCUUUGUUUGGUUUGAUCUGUCUGAAUUACAUCUGUUUGAAAUUCUCAGGAUUCAAUUCAUAAUACGAUAAGCCUCUAUGGUUACUGUUGCUAAGCAGGUCAAGCUUACAUUGUGGCACAUAUGAAGCUUACAGGAUACCAAACAAACACUUUUCAAUAUUUCAGUUUAAGCAUACCACUGGUGCUGCUUCACAGUAGACCUUGGUAACAAUCGUGUUAACAGUUUUCCUGUUUGGAAUUUCGGUAGGGAAUGUGAUGUUAGUCAUGAAGUAAUGUUAGGUGCUAUGGUUACACAUGGAGCUAAGCUACAUGAUGCCAUGCUAUUUUUACACCAGGAUCAUGCCGGAAAGACAGAAGUUAGCAAUACGAUACAAGGCAAAGUAUGUUUCACUUUGAAAAAAACAACAGCUUUCAUGAAGAGGGUUUGGCAAUUGUAUCCCCGGUCUACCUAAAUGGAAUAAAGAAUUAGGACAAAACCACUAGCCUUUGACAUGGUAGCAUCUUGAAUUAGCUAACGCACAUUUUUGUGAGCAGGGCUAAUAAAUACAAAAUAAUCAAGUUAUCUGAGUUAGUUGGGGAGAGCUGUUGUAUGCAGCUUACCUUGAGGAUGCACUGUUUAAUUUUACAGCACAAUUUUUUUGGCUUUUCCUUUAAGGGAAGAGCAACAUGGACAUUGAUUCUCUUUUCAACUGUGUUUCUCAUGCUAAAUAUCAGCAAUUUGAAAUAGCUAUAUCUGGUCCUCACUUUUUUAUUGAGGUUUGGUGCUAAUUGUUAAAUAUGAACUUGUAGUUUCAAUGAUACACCGGUUAUUUUAUUAUUCUGAUACAACUUAGAAGACUCCUCUUUGGAAACACCUGCCAUGCGUAAUUACUUUGAAGCAAUUACUAAACCAAUUGGAAAGACGGAGAAGGGCUGUAACAAAGGGUCAAUCAUAUUUGUAAUGGUCUAAUGCUUUCACAUUCCACAUUGAAACACAUUUGUUGGACUGAUUGUUUCGUACUUUCUAUUUUCAAAGAGUUAUAUUUGUAAAUGUGAUGAUUAUGUCGGUUCCCAAGCACAAAAUCAAGACAGUGUCUUGUAUGCUGAAGCUACUAAGAACAUUUUUUUUAAAGCAAACAGUUGAAAAACUACAGUUUCUUUACAAAAUCCAGUCGUAAACUUCAUUUAAAUGAACUGUUGAAUGAUUUUGUAUAAAGUGUUAUUCAUGUAUUAAUCAGCGAUGUGUUAUUACAUAUGUAUAUAUACUGUGCUUUAUACUACGAAAUAAAGGUUUUGGUAAAAA